GCGUGGUAGCUCUGCAAAGUCUGAAUCCUUGCCUGUUUUCAUGUGCUCUGCACCUGCCUACGCACGCAGGCACAGCAGAUUAUAUUACUGCGCAAGUUGGUCCAUUAAUUAUGUUGUCAUGCCGUAUAUAAGUAGAGCGGACUAGCGGUAACCUAAUCGCCAAUUCCCCAUAGCCAGCCAGAUGACUAGCUUCUUCUUCCUUGCUUGAUUCCUUCUCUGACAAUUUCCUGCAAAGAACCUGCAGCUAAGCUAAUUAAGCUUAGUAGCUUAGUUUCUUCCCACAUCACCAGCUCUUCAGAUCCAAGAGCAAGCUAGAAGAAGAAAACUAGCAAGGAUGAAGCACCAACAGUAUAAUAGCAGAUGUCUUGCUGAAUCUUCAGCUUCUGAUCACCGGUCGGCGGUGAAGGAGAUCGCCAGGGGGCAGUCUCUGGUGACACAGCUGCGAGCAAUCGUGCUCCCUGUGCUGCAGGCCGACGAGCGCUCUGAGCUUGUCGCCCAGAUGUUCCAGAACAUCCUGGAUUGCUCCAGCAAGGCCAUGGCCGAGCUGCAGAUGCAUCAGUCUCGAAGUACUCGACGACCUCAUGAUGAUGAUGAUGUGCUGGUGGAUGACAAGAAGAGAGUAAAGAAGAUUUCCUCUGUCGACUGCAAGAAUGAGGAGGGUGUUACUGCUGCUAAACCCCGUCAUCAGCACAAGAGAAGGAGAUUUGAUGACUCUGUGUCACUUGAAACACCUGUGCCGCACUACGAUGGCCGCCAAUGGAGGAAGUAUGGGCAGAAGCACAUCAACAACACCAAACACUCAAGGAGCUACUACAGAUGCACCUACAGACAGGAACAAGGCUGCAAAGCAACUAAGACGGUGCAGCAACAAGAUGACAGCAGUGGCGCCGAUCAUACCCUGAUGUACACGGUCGUUUACUAUGGCCAGCAUACUUGUAAGGACAAUGAUGGUGCUAAUUCAAGCCCUGAUGACUCUGAAAUAAACACUAGGAGCAGCAGCGACAGCCACUCCAGCAUAUCAAGCACCUGUACAGAUCCUUGUGACCAUCAGAAUCAGACAUCUCUACAUGAGGAUAAGCCGUUCGUCAACAAAUCUGAAGAGUUGGUCACAAAGGACAUGUAUGAGCCAUUCGAGAUGACUGUGUUUGCCCCCUUGGAUUUGGAUAGUUGGGAGUUGGAUGCACUCCUGAGAUUUGGACCCUGAUAACUUAGAAACCGAUGAAAAGCUAGCGACAAUUAGUCGAUAAUUUGAUAUGUUUUGAAGAGAGGUAUGUAAUAAGGUAUAUAUCUCAUCAGGAGCUUGUGAUUAGUUGUCUAGUGUUAAAAAUAUCAUUUGCACAAUGUUCAAUACUAAGUAUAUAUACGGUCAAUUUUGUGUC
Messenger RNA from Sorghum bicolor (sorghum), 1379 nucleotides. Its product is annotated as probable WRKY transcription factor 62. Lineage: Eukaryota; Viridiplantae; Streptophyta; Magnoliopsida; Poales; Poaceae. The transcript has 3 exons. Bases 335 to 1204 code for a protein of 289 amino acids. Gene Ontology annotation, biological process: regulation of DNA-templated transcription. The record is from RefSeq and is a predicted model, not a curated record. Gene Ontology annotation, molecular function: DNA-binding transcription factor activity; sequence-specific DNA binding.